This is a messenger RNA of Caenorhabditis sp. 36 PRJEB53466, 3765 nucleotides long. NCBI's taxonomy places the organism in Eukaryota, Metazoa, Nematoda, Chromadorea, Rhabditida, Rhabditidae. The record is from the annotation of a GenBank genome assembly.
AUGCUGAAGCUAAAACCAAGGUUUUCCGCAUUGACGAGAGUUUCGGAACUCAGACUUGCGUCGCAGUGGGUCAAAGCAAGGUUCGUUUGAUCUCUCGAUUUAUCCACUUUUUCUAUUUUCAGCAAUUCGGCGGCACCAGAAGACGUGAAUGUGGAAAAAUUGUUCGUCGAGACGGAUGUACAGAAACUGUUGAUGGAUUUGACCGAAAUCGAUCUGGAGAACAAAGUGUUCCGUCCAAGAAGAACUUCCAUUCAGCAGAGAUCUCACUUCGCUCUCAUGACUGAUGAGCGUCUCGAGAAGGUAUUUGUUUUUUUCAUCUACAAUCUAUACGUAUAUCUAAAUGUUCCGUAUUUCAGACUCGAGAAAGAAUGCGUGAAGAAGCCCGUCGUUUCCUUCAAUUUGUGCCCGUCAAAGAGCCCCGACAGGAGAGCGUUCAAGUGCUAUCAAAAGACGUCGAAUUGCAAGACUUUGAUACGAGCAAGUUCGUCUUCACAGACAUCACAUUCGACGCCACUGAUCAGGACCGUACUGUCGUUGUUCGCGAGCCGGAUGGAACAUUGCGAACUGCAAAUCCGGAGGAGCACGACAGAAUGAACAGAACGUUCUAUCAGAAGCCGAAUCGUCCUGUCAACCCGCCGCCACUCUUCACCGACCCUUAUCUGCAAGACGCCCUAGAUAAGAACGAGCAUGAGUUCGUUCUCGACUGGGCCUGUUGGUUCUACGAGCCAGACGAUCCGUCGUACAUCCGUCUCAGCCAGCUUGUCUUCGAUCGCAUCAACGAAUCGAACAAGUUCCGCGUGAUCACUUCUACUCGGCACUUCGGUCCCUUCGCCUUCUAUUUGGCGUUGAAUGAUAACAUUCCGCGACUUCUCAAUUAUUUCGGAGGACUGGGUCGAUUGGCCGACUCUGCCAAUCUCAUCAGACUUCAGAAGACCGUUCGUCCGGAUUGGAGAGUCACAAUUGCCCAGGGAGACUCCGAUGAGAAGAUUGUGAAGGACUUUUUGAAGCAGAACAAUCGAUUCCGUGAGAAACUUGCUGAUUUGAUCGCCUUCAUAAACACAGGAAAGCUGAAGACAGAACGGGAGACGGAGCAGCCGGUUGGAGUGCGAGAGAAGGUCGUUCCUCGUGUCGACAAGAGGCGGGCACGCAUUACUUCAGCUAAUAUUCGAGGAGCAGACGGGCCACUUGGAGAAUUGAGUGAAGAGUAUUCCGUGAAAGUGGUGAAGAGCGAAGGCAGCGGAGCGGAAGGUGCGGAAAGAAAAGAAGAGGGACGCGGAAGAGGAAGAUGGAGGAGUCGAGAGCAGAAGCAAGAGCAGAAGGACGAAGAGGAUGGGCAGGAGAAGGAGUGACGGAGACUCCGUUGUUUUGUAAUUAUUAGGUUCCUAGCAAUCGAUUGUUCUUGUUUUUCUAUAUCUCUUUUUCGUUACUCGGAGAGUAACUUACUCUUCAUGAAUUUUAUAGUUUCCUUCCUCUCUAUAUUUACUGUCGUUUAAUUUGGUUGAACUGCCAAUUCAUAUGUAUCUAUUGUUUUAAAAAAUUUCAGAAUUAUCAACUUGCUUUCAGGGUGGCCAUGACCAAGAAUACCUUUAACAGGAAGAAUGCGAAGAACGCGAAAAAUGUGAACGUCGCUGCGCAGAAAGUAAUCGAUAACUUGUUGCCGUGAGUUCUAUUGAGGCAAUUUCAAAGACCGAAACGGCAUUACAGUUUGGAAAAGAAGGAGGCUCCGAAGGUCGAAAAGCUGUACCAGAUAGGUAAUCAAGUGGACCUCGACUGGCAACCGUCGUUCUCGGCGGUCGUCAAGAUGCUUCUCUCGAUCCGAAUCGCUUCCGCUCUCUGGGGAAUCAUCAACGAUUGCGACGAAGUGUACAACUACUGGGAGCCAUUGCACAUGUUCCUCUAUAAAGAAGGAUUCCAAACAUGGGAGUACUCUCCGAUUUAUGCCAUCCGUUCCUACUUGUACAUCUAUAUCCACUACGUCCCUGCAAGCGUGUUCGCCUAUCUCUUCGAAGAUGCCAAAAUUGUCGUGUUCACGAUGGUUCGGUUGUUUAUCGGAGUGUUCUGUCUUUUCGGAGAAUAUUACGCCUACGAAGCCAUCUGCAAAAAGUGAGUCGAAUUCUUUCGGACUUCUCCCAAGGUCCUCUUAUCAGAAUCAACGUGUCUACGGGGCGAUUCUUUAUCAUGUUCACCAUGUUCUCUCCCGGAAUGUUCAUGGCCAGUACCGCCUUCCUUCCGUCUUCCUUUGCCAUGACAUUUGGAUUCUACAUGCUCGGAGCGAUCCUCAAUGAGAACUGGUAAGUAUUUCGACUUCAGUGUCUCACCUUACUCAUCUUUUCAGGCCUUUCGGUAUCUUCUGCGUCGCCUUUUCCACUUUGGUCGGCUGGCCGUUUGUGGCACUGCUAAGUCUUCCAUUGAUAUUGCAAAUGCUCUUGAUAAACAGAAAGUUCUUAUCCUUCUUCGGAUGGUCUGUUUUCAUCGGUAUUUGCAUCAUAGUCGUUCAAAUGCUCGUGGAUUCUUAUUAUUUCGGAAAAACUGUUGUGGUGAGUGGGAAGGGUGGCUGCUCCCGCUAUUGAAAUAAUCUUCAGGCUCCAUACAACAUCUUCGCGUACAAUAUUCUUUCUGGUCCUGGCUCCCAACUGUAUGGAACUGCGCCUCGGUCCUACUACAUCAAGAAUAUGUUCCUGAACUGGAAUGUCGCCUCAAUUCUCUGCUGGUUCAGCUUGCCGCUCUCUGCCAAACAUUUUGCGCGGUCCGUCACCAGUCCGACGGGACAAUUCUCGUGGACGGGUCUAAUCCGUUAGUUUUCCUGCAAACAAGCAAAAAAGUAUCCUUCUAUCUGUUCAGGAGGCUGCAUGACAUCCCCGAAAUCUUAUAAGCUUGGUCCUAUUGCCUUUUACGCCGCGACCGCCUCCAUCUGGUUUGUCGGGUUCCUAUGUGAAUCCCACAAAGAAGAGCGAUUCAUGUUUCCGAUUUACCCGCACGUUGCCUUCUUGGCCGCAAUCGCUUGCGAUGCGUUCGAUAGGCUUUAUCUGAGGGGACCGAAAGACGAGGGACGCGAAGCGAAGUACAUAACCCUCGUCCUCAUCGUGUUCAUCCUCUUCGGAGGUUCGAGAGUCUAUUCUAAUUAUAAGAACUAUGGAGCACAUGUCGACAUUUACAAGUCGCUUCAUGAUGAGUUAGCCGCCCACGAAUCUUUUGACAGAUUCCACGUGAGCUUCCCCUCCACUCUAUUCCGUUCUUAAUCCUGCUGAUUUCAGAAUCCGAUCAGAGUGUGCGUCGGAAAGGAAUGGCAUCGUUUCCCUUCGUCGUUCUUCAUCCCGCACAGUGUCAAAGACGCCAAAUUCAACGAGCGAAGAGUCGAAUACAGUUUCCUGCAGAGUGAAUUCCGUGGAAUUCUGCCCAAACCGUUCAGAAAAGCGCACAGCGUCGUGGACAUUACGAGACACAUCCCGAGCGAAAUGAACGAUCUGAACCAAGAAGAGCCAUCGCGAUAUGUGGAUCUGGAUUCGUGCGAUUACGUCAUUGAUGCGGACUUGGGAGGUGGCACUGAAAGAGAACCGAGCUACAAUGCCAUGGUAAACCGAUUGAUGUACUUCAAUUCAAUUUUUACAUUUUCAGCCGGAUAAACUGAUGUCGGUUGUGUCCAUGAAGUUCAUUGAUGCCGAGAAAUCGAGACAUUUCGUUUGCCGCGCCUUCUACCUUCCGAUCUUUUGCGAAUAUGUGAAUGCGUGGACAACCUACACCGUUUACCGCAAAGUGAUAAACUAA